Molecule: messenger RNA, 1587 nt
Organism: Uncinocarpus reesii 1704
Lineage: Eukaryota; Fungi; Ascomycota; Eurotiomycetes; Onygenales; Onygenaceae
Exons: 1
Coding region: 1-1587 (528 amino acids)
Biological process (GO): mannan biosynthetic process
Cellular component (GO): Golgi apparatus
Molecular function (GO): alpha-1,2-mannosyltransferase activity
Source: RefSeq, a predicted model, not a curated record
AUGCCUAGCUCAGUGAGCCCGUCCUCUCUCCGUCAACCUUCAGCAAGUCGAGAAAAUGCUAACCAUGAGGACGAAGAGGACGACAGACAGUGCCUUUGCAGCUCGUUGAAACCCCUGAAAAUGACCAAAUUCCGCCCUCGAUCCUCCGUUCGAUUAAAACUCUUCGUCACCAUCUUCCUUGUCCUCGUCUUCCUUGUCUAUCUCCCUGCGAGAUGGCGCCGUUCUACGGGCUCCGAGAGCAUUCGGCCGUGGUCAAAGACCAACAGAGACAUCUACGGACAGCACAUCAAUUUCUGGCGCUCUUUCCACCCCAUCCUUGUGGCCAACUCGCCCAACUGCACCUCGCCCAAGCGCUCCGAGAAAGCGAGCUCGACUCGAUUCGACCCUAAGAAUGGCGUGGAACGGCCGGAUUUCAUGUCCAUGCCUCGAGAGGAUGUUGAAAAGAUGAAAUUGAUGCAUAAUAGCUUCGUCAACACGCUCAAAGACCGCCCCCUGCACCCCUACUACGUUCCUGGCACGCGUGGCCUGGUCUCAACUGCUGGGGGCCAGUUUCUCCCCAUCCUGACGAUAUCCUUGCGCAUGCUUCGACACUACGGAUCGUCGUUACCAAUGGAGGUGUUUCUUGCGUCGGAGGAGGAGUACGAGCCGUAUAUAUGUGAGCACGUCUUUGCGGAACUGAACGCAAAGUGCUUAAUUUUGGGCAAGAUUUUGAACGAGGUGCCCGGUCCCAUCGACAUAAAACAGUAUCAAUAUAAGCCGUUUGCAAUGCUUUUCUCUUCGUUUGAAGAGAUGCUAUUCCUUGAUGCCGACGCAUUCCCGUUGCACGAUCCAAAAACUUUGUUUUCCUCUGAGCCUUUCCGCUCUUUUAACAUGGUUACGUGGCCCGACUUUUGGGCCUCCAGCGCUUCGCCCUUGUACUAUCAAAUUGCAUCACAACGUAUACCUCCAACGACAGCUAGAGCCUCCACCGAGUCUGGUGAACUUCUCAUCUCCAAGAAGACUCACAAAAAGACGCUUAUGCUCUCGACGUACUAUAACUACUACGGGCCCUCGCAUUACUAUCCCCUUUUCUCACAGGGCGCUGCCGGAGAAGGAGACAAAGAAACCUUUAUCGCUGCUGCUACAGCGGUCGAUGAGCCCUUCUAUCAAGUCAGUGAACCGUUGCGCGCCAUUGGACAUCGAGCUGCCGAUGGCGGGAUGGACGGUUCUGCAAUGGUCCAAUACGAUCCAGUGGAGGAUUAUCGACUAACGAAAAAGGGCAUAUUCCGAGUUGCAGAUCCUUCAGCGGCUCGCUCGCCCAAGCCUUUUUUCAUACACGCCAAUUUCCCAAAGUUCAACCCUGCCACGAUCUUCGAGAAGCAUGCCACAGACCCCGUUCGGGACCCAAAGGGGAACUAUAUACGUCAGUGGACGAUCCCCGAAGACACGAUCGAUGAAUUUGAAGAAGAUGUCGUCAAGCAGUUCUGGUCCGAGAUCAAGUGGGUGGCGUGCGAGCUUGAAGACAAGUUUCAGAGUUGGAAGGGGAAAAGAGGCAUUUGCGAUGGUGUUAAACGGUACUGGAACGACGUGUUUGAGAAGAAGAGCUGA